AUGUUGAACACCACCUCCGUGGCUGGAAUCAUUGCCGGGCGUGACCCGUUCGAAUACAGCUCUUCGUCGCCUUACACGCUAUUCUUCUUUCAAGCCAUAGUGAUCAUAGUGUUUGCGGAACUUUUAUAUGUGCCACUACGUCGUCUCAAACAGCCAAAGGUCAUUGCCGAGGUUAUUGGAGGUAUCCUUCUUGGUCCAAGUGCCAUUGGGAAGAUUCCGGGGUUCACCAAGACGGUGUUUCCCGAUGCAUCUAUUCCGGGGUUAACGUUGAUGGCCAAUGUUGGUGUCUGUCUGCUGCUUUUCAUCGUUGGGUGUGAGGUUGACCUUCAUUUCAUCAAGAAACAUAUGCGUGUGGCUCUUUCUGUUGGUAUCUUCAACAUGGCUGUGCCUUUUGGAUUGGGAUGUUUGAUCUCUAUUGGACUCUGGAAGGACUACAGGGAAACCGUUGAGCCACACAUCAAGUUCACCACAUUUCUGGUGUUUGUGGCGGUUGCAAUGUGUAUUACUGCAUUCCCUGUGCUUGCGCGUAUUCUCACUCAGCUCAAACUUGUGAAGGACCGUGUAGGAGUCAUUGUGCUUGCUGCUGGUGUCACCAACGAUUUACUGGGCUGGGUUCUGCUUGCUUUGUGUGUUACUCUAGCCAACUCCUCCAAACCGGAAACCACAGGAUAUAUAGUGCUCGUGGCACUUGGCUGGAUGCUCUUCGUGAUUUUCCCAGUUAGAUGGACACUGCGGUGGUUUCUGUUCAAUGUGGUGAAAGACAUCGACAACCACAGUGGACCCUCCCAACUGUCUACACUGGUUAUUUUGUGCACCGCAUUAUUAUCGGCUUUUUUUACAGAUAUCAUCGGAGUUCAUGCUAUUUUUGGUGCGUUUGUUGUGGGAACAAUAGUCCCUCGCGAAAACGAUUACGUUGCGCGUUUGGCUGCACGCAUUGAAGAUCUGGUCUACGUGAUGCUGAUCCCACUCUACUUCGCGCUCGCGGGACUCAAUGUGAACUUGGGGCUUCUCAGUCAAGGAAGGGACUGGGGAUAUAUUAUUGGGAUUAUAUCGCUUGCAAUGGUUGGAAAGAUUGGAGGAGGUUUUAUUGCUGCUAAGUUCAACGGGCUGUAUUCGCGGGAAUCUGUUGCCGUUGGGGUUCUCAUGUCUUGUAAGGGAAUUGUUGAAAUUGUUGUUCUCAAGACUGGUCUCAGUGCCUCUAUUAUUACUCCAAAACUUUACUCUAUGUUUAUCGUGAUGGCUCUGGCCACCACUGUUUUCACCACUCCCUUGACUCUUCUUGUCUAUCCAGAAAGUUACAGACAAAACGUUCAAAAGUGGCUCAAGAACAGAGAGUUCGCCGAGCGUAUUUCCAUCCAGGACUCGGACAAGGGUGACAAGGGGUCUGUUCGCGAAGUGGGCGGGUCCCUGGAAGUUUCGCAAGUGCCAGAUGUGACCCUCCAGACUUUUGAUGAGUUCUCGAUCCCAAAGAUCAUUUUUUCUAUCACAAACACAGAAAGUGUAUCGAAUGCAAUGGUUUUUAUCGAAAGAGUGUGUCAGGUCUCUAAUGGUGGAAGGGGGACAUCAGUUCAUGCUCUUUACAUCAAACAGUUGACCGAGAGAAUCUCGGACCUGAUCCUGGCUUCAAACUACACGGCCACAGCUAACGAAGUUGGGAAACAUAAACUAAAUGCAACUCUGAGUAUUCUCAAGAUUUUUUGUGGAUUCAAAAAUGUCGAUUUCUCAUCGGAAAUUCGUUUUGUUUCCAGCGACGAACACUCGGUGUUUGCGGGUCUCUCUGGAGAAGAUUUCGACGUUAGUGCCUUGCUCCUCCAUUUCGUCCACCAGAAGAAGUUUUUGGAUCUGCUGGUAGACUCUGAUGGUUUGAUAGAUAGCCUAAGAGCUCUGAAGAGUGGAACCGGUUCCCACAUUGGUGUUUUCGUUAACAAUAACCAAGAGGACAACAACCAGGAUGCCGGUGAUGAAGAUGCGACUGAUGAUUCGUCGCUGUUCUCUACACAGACCAUCCUCAAUCCCGAAAGUUUCCAGUUGACUACAAUUACGCUUGUUCUCAAUUUUAGCGGGGCUCCGCGUUUAUCGGUGACGGAUCUAGUUGCUUUGAAGCUUCUUUUGCGGUUAGCAGCUUCAGAGAGGAUAGAGCUCGCUUCCAUAAUGGUCAACGCAGCGAAUUGUCCGACCGAAGAGAUUGAUGCGCUAAAAUGGGUUACCAAGGGACUCACUGAGGUCAAUCUUUUACUUUGCACGGAAACGGGCGAAUUUGAGGCAUUUAUCGACUCAAACAGUCCGAGCUUCAGCGGAAUUUCCAACCUAGUCUUGGUCUCGUCGAAUGAGGCCCAUGACGAAAUGAAGUUUGUGGAGGAGUCCAUUCGUCGCAACAGCAAGUUGCUUGUUUUGUAUCAGUAA
Messenger RNA from Kuraishia capsulata CBS 1993, 2403 nucleotides. RefSeq lists its product as uncharacterized. The record is from RefSeq and is a predicted model, not a curated record. Gene Ontology annotation, cellular component: membrane. The transcript has a single exon. Gene Ontology annotation, molecular function: antiporter activity. Gene Ontology annotation, biological process: proton transmembrane transport. The coding region runs from base 1 to 2403 and encodes 800 amino acids. NCBI's taxonomy places the organism in Eukaryota, Fungi, Ascomycota, Pichiomycetes, Pichiales, Pichiaceae.